CGUUUAACAUCGAGCAACUGCGUCAAUAACAGUUUUGACGAAUAUCUUUGUUUUUCCUCUACUCUUCAGCAUGGCAAAUGGCCUGUGCUGAGUGACCCAUGCCUCUCUGUUGUCCUCCUUCUCGUCCCAUGCAGCCUGUGCUGAGUGACCGAUGGCUCUCUUCCUGGACGGGACAUCAGUAGGCAGUGCCAUGGACACGUCAAACUUUGCACACGUCAUCUUCCAGAACGUGGGGAAGAGCUACCUGCCCCACGCCGCUCUAGAGUGUCACUACACUCUCACCCAGUUCAUCAAACCACACCAGAAGGACUGGGUUGGCAUAUUCAAGGUUGGAUGGAGCACAGCGAGGGACUAUUACACAUUCUUGUGGUGUCCUGUUCCUGAGGACCACACUGAGGGCACUGCCAUCCACAGAGCCGUGGUGUUUCAAGGAUACUACGUGCCCAACGACGAUGGGGAGUUCUACCAGUUCUGCUAUGUGACCCACAAGGGGGAGAUCCGAGGGGCCAGCACGCCCUUCCUGUUCCGGGCUCAGAGCCCCUCAGAGGACGAGCUGCUGACCGUGGAGGAUGAGUGCAACUCGGACAUCCUGGUGGUGACCACCAGGACCGGAUACCUGGAGCAAAAGAUGGAGGAGGCCCACAGAGAGAAGGAGGAGCUGGUUCAGACCAUGAGCCUCCUGCAGAAUGAGAAGGUGCAGCUGGAGGAGGAGAAGGGGAGACUGCAUAAAGAGUGUGAGCAGGAGAAAGAGAAGUUUGCCCAACUCAGACAAGAGACCCAGGAGGUGCAGGUGUCGUGCCAGGCCCUGCAGGAGGAGAGAGAGGAGGUGAAAAGGAGGCUGGAGGAAGCCACAGCCAGGGUCCUGCAGUUGGAGGAUGACCUGAUAAGAGUCACCCAGAAGGGCCUGCAGAAAGAGACCGAGUUGGACAGCCUGAAGGACCGAGUGAAGAAGCUGACUCUGGAGAAGGACGGCCUGGAGUCACACCAGAAGGAUGAGAAGGAUGAGAAGGAGCUCUACAAGAUCCACCUGAAGAAGCGUGAGCUGGAGAACACGAAGCUGAGUGCAGAGCUGCAGAUGCUGAAGGCUGUGGAUGUAAACAAGGAGAACACCAUCGCUCAGUUCAAAGAGGAGGUGGGACGCCUCCGCUCCUUCCUCACUGAGAAGGAGAAACAACACCAGGAGGUCCUGGCCCAGUGUAGCCGUCUGGAGGUCCUGGUGAAACAGAUGAAGGAUGACGCCCUGCAGGAGGCGCAGGCUAAGUCUGAGGUGUGCAGGGUGGAGGAUGAGGCAGGGGCUGACCCAGCCACCGUGGCUGAGCUGCAGAGAGAGGUGGAGGAUGAGGCUGACCCAGCCACCGUGGCUGAGCUGCAGAGAGAGGUGGAGGAUGAGGCUGACCCAGCCACCGUGGCUGAGCUGCAGAGAGAGGUGGAGGACCUGAAGCUCCGGCUGCACAUGGCUGCAGAACACUACAAAGAGAAGUACAAGGAGUGUCAGAGGCUGCAGAGACAGGUGGUCAAGCUCUCUGAACAACCUGGGGAACUGAGGAAGAACCCAGCAGCUGAGACCAUGGCUGUCCCUCUGUCUGUCAGUCCAGACAUCUCUGUUCCAGGGAGUCCAGGUUCUGCUGACCCCAUGCUGGAGGCCAUCAUCCAGGAGAAACUCAAAGGUUUCAGCAGAGAGGCGUCUGACAGGAGCGACAAGUACAGGAAAUGCAAACAGAUGCUGAGUGAGGAGAAGGAGCGUAGCUGCAUGUUUGCUGAUGAGCUGGCCAAGAUGGAGGUGAAGCUGAGGGAGCAGCUGAAGACCAAUGGCAGCCUGAAGCUGCAGCUGGCAGCCGAGGAGGACCGCUACAAGAGUCAGGUGGCUGAGAAGGGGCGUGCACUGAAAGAACUGAAGGACACUCUGUCUGCUCUGAUGAAGGACAAGGAGAGACUUGAGGAGGAUCUCCAGACGAGUGCUGGUGCUGGUAGGAAGACGGAGGCUGUCGUGUCAGAGGAGAUGAGAAUUCAGUCUGUGUUCCUGCAGUAUCCCCUGCCCUACCCCCAGGAUGCCCCCACUCCACUGCUGGUCCCCCAGAGCCCCACACAGCUGCACUUUGGGAACCCCUACUCCACCUCAGACGCAAGAGACGGAGCGGACGGGGAGUUCUCUGAUGACCUGCUGCCCCGCCUUCCUCCUGUGGGCCCCCCCUCCUGGGAUAGUAACGUGGUCUGCAUCCAGCCAGCACGCAACCUCAGCCGGCCCGACGGCCUGGAGGACCCAGAGGAGCAGCAGAACAACAACAACGGCAAUGCCAAUGAACAGCCUGCUGCAACUACUGAACCCCACAGCCCAUUCUUAAAUGAUGGACAGACUCCCCUUGGCUUCGAGUCCAGUGCGAACGUCCACAUGCGCUGUCCACUGUGUGAGUUGAUCUUCCCGCCCAACUACGACCAGAGUAAGUUUGUGGAGCAUGUAGAGAGCCACUGGAAGGUGUGCCCCAUGUGCAGCGAGCAGUUCCCCCUCGACUGUGACCAGAAGGUCUUUGAGAACCACGUGCUCACCCACUUUGACUCCGCCAACGUGCUCAACUUUGACUAAAAACCUCAUCCUCGCUACAACCUUCAUUUUCUGUCAGUCGCCACUGAAAUGAAACUGCCUUGCUCUUUCCCCCUGCCACAUGUAACAGGUGUGACGAUCUCAUUCUGAUUCACUUUUAGGACCGGUGACGUUUUGAUGAGCGUCUUUUAUUAACUAGGGAAACGAUCUUCUUAUUCGGCAGUGUGAUUGGUGCUCUGAUUUGAUGUAUAACAGACCAGGGCUGCAUAUAUCUGUGUGAAUCAGUCUUUAAUAAUCGCUUCUUUAACAUGAAGUGUCCCAUUUUAUUUGUUAUUCCUCUGAUUGUAUUAGUGAGAUGUUAUGGCUGUGAUCAUCUCUGACCACGUGAUCAGUCCCAGACACUACUAGACUAUGUGAAGUCAGGGACUGACCACGUGAUCAGUCCCAGACACUACUAGACUAUGUGAAGUCAGGGACUGACCACGUGAUCAGUCCCAGACACUACUAGACUAUGUGAAGUCAGGGACUGACCACGUGAUCAGUCCCAGACACUACUAGACUAUGUGAAGUCAGGGACUGACCACGUGAUCAGUCCCAGACACUACUAGACUAUGUGAAGUCAGGGACUGACCACGUGAUCAGUCCCAGACACUACUAGACUAUAUGAAGUCAGGGACUGACCACGUGACCAGUCCCAGACACUACUAGACUAUGUGAAGUCAGGGACUGACCACGUGAUCAGUCCCAGACACUACUAGACUAUGUGAAGUCAGGGACUGACCACGUGAUCAGUCCCAGACACUACUAGACUAUGUGAAGUCAGGGACUGACCACGUGAUCAGUCCCAGACACUACUAGACUAUGUGAAGUCAGGGACUGACCACGUGAUCAGUCCCAGACACUACUAGACUAUAUGAAGUCAGGGACUGACCACGUGAUCAGUCCCAGACACUACUAGACUAUGUGAAGUCAGGGAAAGUAAGCUACAUCAAACAUGCAUUUCAACUGUUCCAACCCAAAUGCUUUCCCCCGAGCUUCAUAGUCAAAUUCAGGUAUUCAUGAUGUUUAGAAAGCAGCCACCUCGGUGCACUAUAUGCAGACAGACGGGACAAAUCAUUUGCUUCUAAACCUGAUUAUUAUAUUAUCUUUAAAUCUAUUGUAGAAUAAUCUUUUAAGAGCCGACGGCGUCGUAAUCUUUUUCAGUAUGUGUAUGUCUGGUUAGAAAGAGCUGUUAUAUUUUAGUGUCAGUUGAUUCUCAUGAUUUAGUCCAUUGGUUUGGUUGUCUGAAUAAAGUAGUCAUGUUUCACCUUUCGCUACUGAUUAACAUGCAUGCCAGGAUUCUGUUAUUUCACGAUUAUAGAAAACCUUUGAUUUCUUUGAGUCCCAUGUAAUGACAUCUUAACUAAUAAAGUCUGUUUGGAACAAUA
Molecule: messenger RNA, 3966 nt
Organism: Oncorhynchus gorbuscha (pink salmon)
Lineage: Eukaryota; Metazoa; Chordata; Actinopteri; Salmoniformes; Salmonidae
Gene: tax1bp1b
Product: Tax1 (human T-cell leukemia virus type I) binding protein 1b
Exons: 17
Coding region: 152-2581 (809 amino acids)
Source: RefSeq, a predicted model, not a curated record